UUUCGAAGGAAUGCGCGAGUGUCGCGCGCGCGGAUUUGCAGUUAAUCAAUCGAAGCGCGCGCCGCCGCGAGCUCAGCAGUCACACCGGAGCGCGAGGACCGUCCGCAGCUCAGCUCAGCUCACCUGAACACAAUCAAGCGAGCGGCGAACCGGCUUCUUCCUCACGGUCCGUUCAUCUGUUCAGCUGUUUCCCCGAGGCUGGACUCGGUACCGUAGGGUCAGCAGACAGAACCGGUCCUGAGGUACCGGACUGGUAGUCAGAAAAACUCAUUUUCAAUCGUUAACGGGAGGAAAGAGAAAAGGAAACAUGCCGCUCGCUCAGCUGGCAGAGCCAUGGCCCAAAAUGGAGCUAAUACAACUGGAGACUGAGAACGGACAGAGCACAGCUGAAGAUGGAGUCGCUCCGGGGGUCAAGGAAGAUCAUGUCAUCAAGGAGAUCAACAUUACGCAUGUGGUCAAGGAAGGGGCAGAGAAGGCCGACCCCUCUCAAUUCGAGCUGCUCAAGGUGCUCGGACAAGGAUCUUUCGGCAAGGUGUUCCUGGUGCGCAAGGUGACCCAACCUGAUGCAAACCAGCUCUACGCCAUGAAGGUCCUCAAGAAGGCCACGCUUAAAGUACGUGAUCGAGUUCGGACCAAGAUGGAGAGGGACAUCCUCGCGGAUGUGAAUCACCCGUUUGUGGUCAAACUGCACUACGCUUUUCAGACGGAGGGGAAGCUCUAUUUGAUCCUGGACUUUCUGCGUGGAGGUGACCUCUUCACCAGACUCUCAAAGGAGGUGAUGUUUACAGAGGAGGAUGUGAAGUUCUACCUGGCGGAGCUGGCUCUGGGUCUGGAUCACCUGCACGGCCUUGGCAUCAUCUACAGAGAUCUGAAACCUGAAAACAUCCUGUUGGAUGAAGAGGGGCACAUCAAACUCACAGAUUUUGGACUCUGUAAGGAGUCUAUAGACCACGAGAAGAAGGCCUACUCGUUUUGUGGUACAGUGGAGUACAUGGCCCCCGAGGUGGUGAACAGGCAGGGCCACAUACACAGCGCUGACUGGUGGUCGUUUGGGGUGCUGAUGUUUGAGAUGCUCACAGGUUCUCUACCGUUUCAAGGAAAAGAUCGUAAGGAGACGAUGAACCUCAUCCUGAAGGCGCGGCUGGGGAUGCCUCAGUUUUUGAGUGCAGAAGCACAGAGUCUGCUGAGAGCUCUGUUCAAGAGGAACCCCAUUAACAGACUGGCUUCUGGACCAGACGGUGCAGAGGAGAUUAAACGUCAUGCUUUCUUCUCAACCAUCGACUGGAAUAAACUUUUCCGUAUGGAGAUCAAGCCUCCUUUUAAGCCUGCUGUGGCCCGACCGGACGACACUUUUUAUUUUGACUCGGAGUUUACCUCCCGCACCCCUAAAGACUCCCCCGGUAUCCCCCCGAGUGCGGGCGCUCAUCAGCUCUUCCGCGGCUUCAGCUUCAUUGCCACGGCGCUGCUGGAAGAGGAGGGCACGGAGGAGUUCACCCAGCCCCCUCCGCACCCUGUGGUGCAGCAGUUACAUGGUAAGAACUCUGCGUUCAAUGAUGGAUAUGUACUGAAGGAGGAUAUCGGCAUGGGAUCUUUCUCUGUGUGCAAGCGCUGCGUUCACAAGGCCACUAAUACUGAAUAUGCAGUCAAGGUCAUUGAUAAGACCAGCACAGAUCCGUCAGAAGAGAUCGAGAUUCUGUUGCGAUACGGCCAACAUCCCAACAUCAUCACAAUGAAAGAUGUAUAUGAUAACGGGAAGCUGGUUUACCUGGUGACUGAGCUGAUGAGAGGCGGUGAGCUGCUCGAUCGGAUCCUUAAACAGAAGUUCUUCUCGGAGAGAGAAGCCAGCUCUGUGCUGCACACCAUUACCAAGACUGUGGAAUACCUGCACUCUCAAGGGGUGGUGCACAGAGACCUAAAGCCCAGUAAUAUUCUGUACGUGGAUGAAUCUGGAAACCCAGAGUCUUUGAGGAUCUGCGACUUUGGCUUCGCCAAGCAACUCCGUGCCGACAACGGCCUCCUAAUGACUCCCUGCUACACCGCUAACUUUGUCGCUCCUGAGGUACUGAAAAGGCAAGGCUACGAUGAGGCCUGUGAUAUCUGGAGUCUGGGAGUGUUGCUGUACACUAUGCUAGCUGGUUUCACUCCCUUUGCUAACGGUCCAGAGGACACACCAGAAGAGAUUCUGAGCAGGAUAGGGAACGGCCAUUUCACCCUGACCGGUGGCAACUGGGUUGCAGUGUCUGACGCCGCCAAGGAUUUGGUGUCGAAGAUGCUGCACGUGGACCCUCAUCAGAGACUAACGGCUAAGCAGGUGCUUAAACAUCCAUGGAUCGUACAGAGAGAUCAGCUUCCCAACAGCCAGCUGCAGCACCAGGAUGCCCAGCUUGUCAAGGGGGCGAUGGCUGCCACGUACUCGGCCCUGAAGAGUUCCCAGCCGACACCCGAACUCCAACCCAUCGAGUCUUCGGUCCUAGCCCAGAGGCGGGUCAAAAAACUUCCCUCCACCUCUCUGUAAGGACGGCGAGACCGCGGCGGAGAAAGUUCGAGAGCGCUUUUGAAAGAAAGAAAGAAAAAAAAAAAGAACAGAAGCCAUAUGAAAGCCAUGCUGUGAAGCUCUGUGGACUGAAAAUGCUCUCUUCGACUUGCACGUGCUAUCAGCAGGCUAACGGAGCUCGCACAAGCUGUCAAACAGAAUAGGUGGUGGCUAUGAGUAUGACUGGCACGUGGAUGAAUGGAGCGCUGUGACUGCAGUGCUCUGUUAGGGAAGUCUUCAGUGUGAAUGUGUACAUGAAUGUGGCUGUGUGUGUAGGGAAGAGCCACACAGAACUAAAGACUAUCGAAAUCAAAAGCUGUUUGUCUCAGACAAAAGUUUCCAUUUUGUUUAAGUGUCUUGUUUUCUUCUUGUUUGCUAACUCUGUUGACCACAAGCUUAAGUCUAGUCCACACACAGACUAGAAACAAGCUUUUCCACGCGGAUAUGAGUGUAAGACGUUGACCGGGUGCUUUGUGGGUACAGGAUGGGUGGUCUUGCAUGGCUGCAGAUUUGUUCAGUGCUGUAUUGUUGCUUUGCCAUGCUGAUUAUUGCUUUGUGACACAGGUUUGCACAGGGUUGGGGUGUUUUCAAUGUUUCCAUUUCCUUUAAUUGUCCAAAACCAGGAAGAAGCAGAAUAUGAUGAUGUGUUAAAUCUCAAAGCAAAGCCUCUGUAGUGGCAUGCUAGAGAUCUUGUAUUUUUGCUAAGUACUUUUUUCUCUGGAUAUUGAUUGCCGUUUCCUGUGUUUUCAUGGUUCGAUUGUGGUUCUGCCGUUUUGUUUGUUCUGUCAAAGAAAAGUAAUUUUAUAAAUGCAUGCUGAUCACAACUGAUAUAAAAGUAAGAGCCUGAGUGAUGACUGCAGGUCCUCGUUGCUGUUUGUGAUUCUUUUUUGUUAUUUGUCCUACUCAUGUUGAAAGAAAGGUGAAUAAGUCUGUUGUCACACCAGCUUUAACUAAUUCUGAGGAUCAAAACAGUUACAAAAUACACAGGUACUCGCACUAUCCACGUUAAAACUACAGGCAUACACACAUUUAUCUGGAUAUACGAUGAGAAAUCCAACGACUUGAAGAAAGACUUACACUGAUUAGACACGAUAGCCAAUUCAAUCAAUAAUAAAGUAAAAUUUUUAUAUAAAUGACUCGAAUAAAUGAGCUGAAAUAAUAAAACCUGUGCAAAUAGCACAAAUUUACUUAAGCUGUUAAUCUGUAUUAACUCAAUUACCUCCAAAUAGCUGUUUCAAUUCCAUACUGAUUCACUUUACAAUGACUAGAAUUAAGCUGGGGCUCAUGUCACAAAUGACCCAGUAAAAUACAGACUGAAUUACUUUUAAAUUUGGUUUAUGCAUCAACUUACUAAAUAGUUUCAUCUCACAUGAGCACAGCCACUAAAUCAUGAGCAAAUAAAGUUAUUAAUCAGUAAAGCAAAUCAGAUUUAGUUCCUGAAUCACUCUUGGAUGAUUCUAUUAGUCUUUAACACGGAAUCACUCCUAAAUGACUCGACAUGAAUCAAGAAUCACAAGCGCUGUUGUAAAUACUAAAUCCUACAUCACCCCCAAGUGGUUUAAUUCACUAAAAUUACUGCAGCACAACCAUAUAGAUUAAUUUAAUGACUUAUUUUCAUAUUAAAUUACAACUAAAUGACUGAAUCAACAGCAAACGUCUCCAAUUUGAUUCAGUUAUGUGUUUCAUUGUUCUGAUGCUACCGUGCUACAAUGGAGUUGCCCUAAGAAUUGAGAAAACACUUCCGUCUCGGCUCCUAGUGUCAGAAAUCGUGACUCAAAAUGAAUUCAUUUGAAGUAAUUAUGCGAUCGCUCCUAAAGCACGGAUUGGUAUAGAAUCAGUAUCAGGAAACCUGAAUUUGAACAGUGUCACUUAAAUGAUUCAUUUCACAUACCGACUGUUUAUAAAAUAGCACCACAGUUUCACAUUGAAUCACAUUUUGACUGUAAGAGACUGAGACCUGUAUUCAGAAAUCAUUAAUACAGAAUUAAAUGAGCGAGGUGUGACAAUAAUGAUGUGAAACGUCUUUUGUACUGUACAUGUUAGUAAAGUAUAUUAUAUAUCUAUUUUCCUGUACUGUUUCUGAAUUAUGACUUGAAUUGUUUCUUUUUAUUUGCUUAUAAGAGAAUCGACACAACAUGGCACGUCCUCGCAAAGCUCAAGACUGACGUUUCUUUCCUUUAACAAGAAAUAAAGGCUGUUGGGUGAGGAUUGGCGCUGAUGAAAUGUGUUACUACAUAAAGGUGUUCAUGUUUCUGCUCUGUAGCUUAAGGUGGGCCUAAGUUGUGUGUGUGUGUGUGCCUCUAAUGAGACGAGACGGGUCUGAAGUGUUUGGUUCCUGAUGCCUUUCUAUUAAACACGUUAUUCUGCCCUGAC
Trichomycterus rosablanca is the source of this 4906-nucleotide messenger RNA. It is a transcript of the gene rps6ka1, whose product is annotated as ribosomal protein S6 kinase a, polypeptide 1. NCBI's taxonomy places the organism in Eukaryota, Metazoa, Chordata, Actinopteri, Siluriformes, Trichomycteridae. The transcript has 22 exons. Gene Ontology annotation, biological process: intracellular signal transduction; positive regulation of DNA-templated transcription; peptidyl-serine phosphorylation. The record is from RefSeq and is a predicted model, not a curated record. Gene Ontology annotation, molecular function: magnesium ion binding; protein serine/threonine kinase activity; ATP binding. Bases 308 to 2515 code for a protein of 735 amino acids.